This is a messenger RNA of Macrosiphum euphorbiae (potato aphid), 228 nucleotides long. The record is from the annotation of a GenBank genome assembly. NCBI's taxonomy places the organism in Eukaryota, Metazoa, Arthropoda, Insecta, Hemiptera, Aphididae.
AUGCCGCUGCUGAGUGGUCGACGACGGGAUGGUGAAACGGCGGUAAACGGCGGGACCGAGCAGAAACGCAAUAAACCGGACCCAAAAAAAAAAACAAAGAAAACGGAUCGGUUUGAACGACCGGAUGACUCGUCGCUGGAUCCACCGCCGACCGUGUUCUAUACGAUUGUCAUUCGCAGUUUUCAAGCAUCGCUCUCGUGGUAUCAGUCUCUAAGGUCGUGGCUCUGA